Molecule: messenger RNA, 258 nt
Organism: Helobdella robusta
Lineage: Eukaryota; Metazoa; Annelida; Clitellata; Rhynchobdellida; Glossiphoniidae
Exons: 1
Coding region: 1-258 (85 amino acids)
Biological process (GO): mRNA splicing, via spliceosome
Cellular component (GO): U2 snRNP; precatalytic spliceosome
Source: RefSeq, a predicted model, not a curated record
AUGGGCGAUCGUUACAACAUACACAGUCAGUUGGAGCAUCUGCAGUCGAGGUACGUCGGAACCGGCCACGCUGAUACGAACAAGUGGGAAUGGAUGACGCAUCAACACAGAGAUAGUUACGCUUCCUAUAUUGGCCGUCCCGAUCUUUUGAACUUCUUCGCCAUUUCCGAGAACGAAUCAAAAGCCAGAGUUAAAUUUAACUUCCUAGAGAGGAUGUUACAACCGUGUGGACCCCCACCUGAAAGACCAGAAGAAUAA